Messenger RNA from Hevea brasiliensis (rubber tree), 1818 nucleotides. RefSeq names its product glycosyl hydrolase 5 family protein. Lineage: Eukaryota; Viridiplantae; Streptophyta; Magnoliopsida; Malpighiales; Euphorbiaceae. The transcript has 3 exons. Bases 85 to 1713 code for a protein of 542 amino acids. Gene Ontology annotation, molecular function: hydrolase activity, hydrolyzing O-glycosyl compounds. The record is from RefSeq and is a predicted model, not a curated record.
AUCCCUUAUCUUUAAGUGCAUAUUUAAAGAUCACAGCUAACGAGAGCUGCAAGACUUUGAUACUACUCUAUAAUUUUCAUCAAGAUGACAAGAAAAAGAACACUUGAAGCUAUUCUCUUGCUCUCAUUUUUCUUUCUUUUUUCUAUUCCUUGCUUUUCUUUGCCUUUAUCAACAAAUGGGAGAUGGAUAGUUGAUGCAAAAACAGGGCAGCGUGUGAAGCUAGCUUGUGCAAAUUGGCCUUCCCACUUGGAGACCAUGUUAGCCGAGGGUCUUCAAGAGCAGCCCUUAAAACGCCUAGUGUCUCAGCUAGUUAAACACAGGUUCAAUUGUGUUCGUUUCACUUGGGCAACCUUCAUGUUCACUCGAUUCGCUAAUCUCAGUGUGUCAGAAUCUUUUGAUUCUUUAAACUUAACAGAAGCCAAAGCAGGAAUAGCUGAGCGUAAUCCUUCCCUAUUGAGCAAGACCCUCGUUCAAGCUUUUGCAACUGUCAUUGAUGAGCUUGGGGCGCAAGGUGUAAUGGCGGUUCUUGAUUGCCAGGUUAGCAAGCCAACGUGGUGCUGUGGAGAAACUGAUGGAAAUGCCUUCUUUGGUGACACUUAUUUUGAUGUUAGAGAAUGGCUACAAGGUUUAACCAUAGUAGCUGAGCAUUUUAGGGGUAAACCCCAGGUCAUAGCAAUAAGCACAAGAAAUGAACUACGUGGUCCUUUGUCAAAUACGGAUGACUGGUAUAAGUACAUUUUUGAAGGGGCAUCAGCAAUUCACAAGGCAAAUCCAGAUGUAUUAAUAUUUACUUCAGGACUCAGUUAUGCUAAUGACCUCACUUUCUUGAGGGAAAAGCCCUUGGGGUCUAACUUUGAUAAUAAGUUGGUCUAUGAGGCACAUUGGUAUCCUUGGAGCUGGGACGACCGCAAAACUUGGGAUGUGGAAUUAUUGAAUGAAGCUUGUUAUAGAAAAACCCAACACUUUAUCAACCAAACUGGUUUCACCAAUACUUUAGAUCUAGACAAUCCAGUGCCUCUCUUUGUGGGUGAAUUUGGCUUAGAUCAGAGAGGUCUUAGCCGGGCUGAUGACCAUUUUCUUAGCUGCUUUUUGGCCUAUGCUUCUGAAAUUGACUUGGACUGGGGGUUGUGGGGAUUUCAAGGAAGCUAUUAUUUCCGGGAAAAUAAAACUGGCAUGGAGGAAACAUUUGGGGUUAUGAAUUAUCUAUGGAACCGUGUCAGAAGUCCACAAUUCCAGAACAGAUUACAGCUUAUCAAGAAUAAGCUUCAAGACCCAACUUCAAAAUCCUCUACAUCCUACAUAAUUUUUCAUCCACAAAGUGGCAGCUGUGUCGAUCCAGAUGGUAGACACGAUAUAUAUGCAGGCAACUGCAAGAAACCGAAACGAUGGCUUUAUGCUGGUAAUGGGGCUCCAAUCAGGCUGAAGGGUACUAGCCUAUGCCUUGAAGCUGUUGGUGAUGGGGCUGCACCAGUCCUUUCUAAGAACUGCUCAAGCCAGCAAAGUUCUUGGAAAUUGCUUUCACAGACUAAGCUUCACGUGGCUACCUUAGAUGAGACAGGUGAAUAUCUCUGCUUGCAGAAGGAAUCCCCUUACACCUCCAAGAUUGUAACUAGCAAGUGUGCCUUCACCCUUCCAAAUCCUCAGUGCCUUACAGAUUCACAGAUAGACCCAACAACUCAAUGGUUUAAGCUUGUUUCUUCAAAUGUACUGUAGUUGGAGGAUUAGGAUCAGAAUCAGGAAGCAGUAGUUGAUUUCAGUCCCUUUUUUUUUUUUUUUUUUGCAACUCAUGGGCGUUACGUAAGGGAAAAUUUAUAAAUG